AGUAAUAAGCGGGUUUCAUCAUGUGAAAUGUAUUUGUUUAGUCUUUUGGUUUAUUCUAGAUAAAGUAGCUUUCGCUUAAUCAACGCAACAUGAGAAUAAUCAGUAUCUUUUUUUCUCCAUUGUCAAUAUAAAAGAUAACCUGCUCCCCGUUAUCUCUCUCUCUCACACACACUUGCGCAGGCAUGCAUACACGCACAAUGAACUCAGUUCGAUGUAGCAAGAGCAGCAACAAAACUCUCUCACUUGUUUUCUUGUGUCUUCUCUCAUUUCUAAAUGAGCAACAUACUGUGCUCACUCUUGCUGAAGCCAAAAGCAAUGUUUACAUCGUUUAUAUGGGAACACGGCAGCAUGAUGAUCCAGAACUCCUUGCAGAAACCCAUCACACAAUGCUUGCUAGAGUCCUUGGAAGCAUAGAAGCAUCUGCAGAAGCCAUGGUCUAUAGCUACAAACAUGGCUUCUCUGGUUUUGCAGCCAAGCUUACCAAGGCUCAAGCGCAAGCAAUAUCAGAGUUACCUACUGUGUUACAAGUCAUACCCAAUCGCUUUCAUAAGUUACAAACCACAAGAAGUUGGGACUACCUUCAACUGUCUUCGUAUUCUAUAACUAAUGUCCUGCACAAAUCUAAAAUGGGCAAUGGCGUUAUCAUUGGUCUCAUUGAUACAGGGAUAUGGCCAGAAUCCCAAGUUUUCCAAGAUGAAGGUCUAGGGCCAAUUCCUUCUAGAUGGAGGGGCAUUUGUGAGUCAGGAGAGCUGUUCAAUACAAGGAAGACCUGUAAUAGAAAACUUAUUGGAGCUCGUUACUUCAUCAAGGGACUCCAAGCUGAGUAUGGACAGCCAUACAACAGUACUGAAUAUCAAGAAUGCUUGUCCCCAAGAGAUCUAUCGGGACAUGGAACAUCCACAUCUUCAAUUGCAUGUGGAUCCUUCGUGGCCAAUGUGAGCUACAAAGGACUAGGUGUUGGCACUGUGAGGGGUGGCGCACCCCUAGCCAGGCUGGCUAUGUAUAAAGUAUGCUGGAAUCUGUAUGGAGGAGGAGUAUGUACAGGUGCUGACAUUCUGAAAGCCUUUGAUGAAGCUAUACAUGAUGGGGUAGAUGUGCUAUCACUGUCCAUUGCCCCUGAUCUUCCCUUUCCUGAUGUGGAGAUACACAAUGGGAUCUCCAUUGGUGCCUUCCAUGCUGUGGCCAAGGGAAUCACUGUUGUGUGUGCAGCUGGAAAUGCUGGCCCAAGUGCUCAAACGAUACAGAACACAUCACCUUGGAUCAUAACUGUUGCAGCAAGCACUAUAGACCGGUCUUUCCCUACACCCAUCACCCUUGGAAACAACUGGACUACAAUGGGCCAAGCGAUCUUUACAGGAAAGGAUACAGGGUUCAUCAAUCUGGUCUACCCUGAGGUGCCAGAACUCCUAUCCCCCCGUUACUGCGAAUCUCUCACACCAAAUGACACUUGGUUGGCUGGAAAUGUGGUGCUCUGCUUCACUUCAAAUUCUAAUCAGUACGCAGUAGAGGAUGCUGCAUGGUCUGUCAAAGAUAUUGGUUGUUUGGGACUAAUUAUUGCUAUAAAUCCCAGUAGGUCCCUGCAUUCAUGUGAUGAUAACUUCCCUUGUGUUCAAGUAAGCUAUGAAAUUGGUACCCAGAUACUCUACUAUAUUCGCUCUACCAGGAAUCCACUUGUCAGGAUUAGGCCUUCCAAAACACAUCUUGGUAGACCUGUGUCAACCAACGUGGCAUACUUCUCAUCUAGAGGGCCUAGUUCCAUCAGCCCAGCAAUACUAAAGCCAGAUGUAGCUGCCCCGGGUGUCCAUAUACUAGCAGCAGUUUCUCCUCAUAACCCAGAAAUUGCAUAUAAGUUUCAAUCAGGAACAUCCAUGGCAACUCCUCACGUCUCAGGCAUUGUUGCAUUGCUCAAAUCAUUGCACCCAGAUUGGUCCCCUGCUGCUAUCAAAUCAGCACUUGUAACCACAGCAUGGACUACUGAUCCAUCCCGUGAACCAGUAUUUGCAGAGGGAGAGCCAAUGAAACUUGCUGAUCCAUUCGAUUAUGGUGGUGGAAUUGUUAACUCAAAUAGGGCAGCAGAUCCUGGUCUUGUGUAUGACAUGGGGACAGCAGAUUAUAUUCAGUACCUCUGUGCCAUGGGCAACAACAACUCUGCCAUUUCCCAGCUUACUGAGCAUCCCACAUUCUGCCCCAUAAAACAACCAUCUAUUUUGGACGUAAACCUCCCUUCUAUAACUAUCCCAACCAUUGGAAAUUCAACAACUCUUACCAGAACUGUCACAAAUGUUGGAGCGGUUAAUUCCAGAUAUGUGGCCAUUAUUGAGCCUCCGCAUGGCAUAACUAUAGCAGUAAAACCUCAUAUAUUGAUCUUCAAUUCUAUGAUUAAGACAAUCUCUUUCACUGUUAGGGUUUCCUCUACUCAGAAAGUGAGCACAGGAUACUCUUUUGGAAGCUUGACUUGGACUGAUGGGGUGCAUACUGUAAGAAGUCCAAUAUCUGUGAGAACUGAGAUAGUAGAAUCUUAUGAUUGAUCAGAAGGUAAUGAUCUGGAUAGGCAAGCAUGUCCAAUUAAAAUUGUAAAGUUAUCAUAGUGACUUUGAAUAAAAUAAAAAAUGGCUGCAGUCUCUAAACAUUAAAAUUA
Molecule: messenger RNA, 2638 nt
Organism: Quercus lobata
Lineage: Eukaryota; Viridiplantae; Streptophyta; Magnoliopsida; Fagales; Fagaceae
Product: subtilisin-like protease SBT3.5
Exons: 10
Coding region: 183-2528 (781 amino acids)
Biological process (GO): proteolysis
Molecular function (GO): serine-type endopeptidase activity
Source: RefSeq, a predicted model, not a curated record